This is a messenger RNA of Topomyia yanbarensis, 4942 nucleotides long. RefSeq names its product LIM domain-binding protein 2 (gene Chi). Bases 878 to 2746 code for a protein of 622 amino acids. Lineage: Eukaryota; Metazoa; Arthropoda; Insecta; Diptera; Culicidae. Gene Ontology annotation, biological process: positive regulation of transcription by RNA polymerase II; negative regulation of transcription by RNA polymerase II; nervous system development. Gene Ontology annotation, molecular function: LIM domain binding. The record is from RefSeq and is a predicted model, not a curated record. The transcript is spliced from 10 exons. Gene Ontology annotation, cellular component: transcription regulator complex; nucleus.
UCGUAUAUUAUAUUUUAAAAUGGCCGUCCGCCAUGGUCACGACGGAUAGCGAGCGAUAGUGCUUUGCGAAGUGUAUUCGUGAAAAAAGUGUGUCUGAUGGCUUUUGUACUCCAGUUCGCGAAUGUGACGUGCUGAAGUUACUGAUAGUGAAGGAGUACCGCGCUAUUCUGUGGUGCAAGUGGAGUAAAUUCGAACAGGAAUAUCCGCCGGAAGCAGCACCUCACAAUCAGAAUCAAUAAUUUCGCGAAUGAGAAAUAGAAAAGUGCAAUAAUGUUAUUUUUAGUGAAAUCAGCCACGGGCCAAGACAAAUGAAAACAGUCCAAUUUCAAUUUACUCAGUAGCGAUAGAGAGUGAAUAAAACUCGUAAUUGAGUCAUUUUGACAGAAAACAAGCAUACUGUGUUCGGAUUAUGGAGCAUCAGUAAAGAAAAGCAGCUGAGGCAGUGUUGAAGGAAAAAAGAAAAAAAAAUCAGUGUGCGUUCCGAUCUUUACUGCCCAAAUUUUUGUUUUUCGGAGUUGUACAGUUAACUAGAGUAGUAAGAUGAACCGGAAUUCAGCGAGACUGGAGUUUUGCUGUUGCUACAAUACCAACUAUCGCAACUACUGCUGGUGCUAUUAUUCAAGCCGUGCUUGCUGUGGUUCGUUUCCAUCAUCUCGUCAUCCAAGGAAUAUCACCUGUUUCGUAGGAAACUCAUCUUAGGAACCAUCCUCCUCAUCCCCCAACUAAUUUGCUUCGCGACACGCAACGUUACGCACUGUAAAAGACACUGUAACUGUAUAAAGAGAAAAACAGGGAAACUGCCGAGGACGCCAAACGAAACGUGGUUUUUAUCCCCGAACCCAAAAAGAUUUCGUCACUGCGUAUUCCCGUUUAGAAUAUGUUAGGAUUAAGUCGUCGUGGAGUGAAUGCUGGACCGCCCUUGAGCUUGCCAUCUACACUGGAGGACUCUACGAAUAAUUGGAAAGGUACACCUACGGGACCCGCCGAUCCAUCUCAGCAACCCGGUGGACCCGGAGGAGCUGGUGGCCCAGGAGGUGGUGGACCGGGUGGUGGUCCUGGUGGUGGCGGGGUCAACAGCUUUGGUGGUCCUGGAGGAGGAAACUUCGGCGGGCCCGUGUUUCCUGCCGCCGGCCAGGGUUCUCCUGCGGGAGGAUCCGGUGCCAAUAGUUAUCAGAAUGUCCCUCCUGGAACUGGCUCAAAUACCCCGCAGUAUACGGCGUCGCCGGCUCCUUCCGGAUCCAGUACACCUGGUCCCGGUCCGCCACAAAACGUAGGCUCCGGAUUCCCACCACCAAACGCCGGUGCAGGCGGUCCUGCUCCAUAUAAUGGUCCCGGAGGCCCUGUCGGUGGUGGUCCAUUUGGCUCACCGUCCGCUAAUGGUCCGCAGUUUGGCCGACCCGGUAGUUCAGGUUCGGCUUUUGGAAGCGGGCCACACUUUACGUCGCCUGGCGGCCCAGGCAGCUUUGGUGGCCCUCAGUUCGGUCUACCUCCCGGGUCACCUUUCGGUCAUGGACCGAACGGUCCGAACAUGGGCGGCCCAAUGAAUCAAGGACACAUGAUGAGUGGUCCGCAGCCGGUUGAUCGAAUGGAUCAGAGUCAAUUGAACGUUCCCAGAAGGCAUGCAUACUUUGGACAACCUGACUAUAGAAUAUAUGAAUUAAAUAAGCGAUUACAGCAAAGAACUGAAGAAAGUGAUAACAUUUGGUGGGAUUCGUUUGCGAACGAAUUCUUCGAAGAUGAUGCAACCCUAACACUAACCUUUUGCUUGGAAGAUGGACCAAAAAGAUAUACUAUAGGACGCACACUAAUCCCUCGUUAUUUUCGAAGUAUCUUCGAAGGCGGUGUAACGGAACUGUACUUUAACCUGAGACACUCGAAAGAGUCGUUUCACAAUACCUCCAUUACGCUUGACUGCGACCAGUGCACGAUGGAGACGCUGCAUGGGAAACCCAUGUACACCAAGGUAUUCACCGAGGGCCGACUAAUACUGGAGUUCACCUUCGAUGACCUGAUGCGGAUAAAGUCGUGGCACUUUGCUGUACGGGCGCAUCGGGAGCUGAUACCACGCUCGGUAGUCGCAAUGCACACCCAGCAACCGGAUCCGUCCAUGCUGGAACAGCUGACGAAGAAUAUCACCAGACAAGGAAUUACCAACUCGACACUGAAUUAUCUGCGCCUAUGUGUGAUAUUAGAACCGAUGCAGGAAUUAAUGUCCAGACAUAAAGCAUACUCACUUAGUCCGCGGGAUUGCCUGAAGACGACACUGUUCCAGAAGUGGCAACGAAUGGUAGCACCACCCGUGUUAAAAGUAUCGAACGCUAUUUCAGAUGCUCAACGUCCGGCGAACAAACGAAGGAAACGCAAGGGUUCGAGCUCUGGAGCAGGGGCGGGAAAUGCCGGUCCGCCAGUGCCGAGCAAGAAACGAUCACCCGGACCGAACUUCUCGCUGGCGUCUCAGGUAGACGUAAUGGUGGUUGGUGAGCCUUCCCUGAUGGGCGGAGAGUUCGGCGAAGAGGAUGAACGGAUGAUAACCAGGCUAGAGAACACGCAGUACGAUGCUGCAAAUUCGCUGGAGCAUGAUAGCCACAACGCUUUUGGCGGUCAUAACGAUUCACCGAUGACGGGCGGUGGCCCUGGUGGUCCCAAUUCGUGGCAGGUGGAUCGAGGUGGUGGCCCAGGACAGCCCAACAAUAGUGGACCGGCCAGUCAGGAUUCGGACAAGAAAAGUCCGUCGGUGUCCCAGUGACAAUUGUAAUACUAUAGGGUGAAAGAGGAAAAUCAGUAGAACCGACUGGCCCGCAGCAGAGUCAAUGCGCUCGCUGAAGGGUGCACCCUAUAUUGAUUGCAAUAAGCAAAACACAAGGUUCUCAAUGACGACGACAACAGCAACGUAAGGCCACACAGAAUAAGACAACAAACUUACCAGGGAGAAUAAGAGAGAGAAGUAGCAGAAUGUGCAGGAUUGGCGUCCGCUUGAACCAGCUGAGUGUGGUCCGGUAUCCGGAUCGCUGCCAGUACCAAGAUUUGUUCGCCAGUCCAAUUCGGUUAUGACCGAAACAAGCACAGCCGUUUCCUGCGGUUAACAAGAUUUCCUAGUGUUUAAAUGGCGUGCAUGCGCUGGAUACUUAAUCCUGGAAUUUGGCACUAAUAAAGACAGUGUGCGACGUACUUUGGAGGAACAUUUGGACUUUCUAAAAGCAAAUCAAAUAUGAUCAUCAUCUUUAUCGGGUGGCAAGAAACAAUUUUGACAAGCAUUAUGAGAAAACAUUGCACGAAAACGUGAUUUGGUGAACGAUUUUUCGGGCGGAAAUUUUGCAAUAUAGAUAUCGUGUUUUUCGUGGAAGGACAUUGGAAACGAAUAAAAAGAAAACUAAUAAGUAGCAUGGUAACGGGAAGUUGAAUGUAAACCAGACAAACCACUCUGGAAAAUUAUAAAUAAUUCAAAAGAGUAGCGUUUUUUGGGUGGAAUAGUGCUACUCAGUAGUAACAGUAGUGCGAGCGGAGAGAAAGCGAUAGUGUGCUAGUGUAAAUGAUGAAACCAACCUUUAAGCUUAGAUGUAUAUGAUAGUCGAGCGGUGUAAAUGUGGGGAUCUACUACUGUUUUUCGUUUUAUGUUCAUUUCUCCUAUUGGAAUAUGUCGAUUGAGUGAAAAUAUGGGAACUUUCGGUAAGAAUACAUUUAGUUUUUAUUUUUCAAUUAUUUAUUAAAAAUAAAACAUGAUAAAAUGUUCAAACGACACAAAAACGGGGUUUCCGUAGAAAACCACGCGAUCGCAGGCGUUUGGGUCUAGUUUAAAGAAGGUAUGAUUCGUUGCAAAAAAGAGAAAAAAAAAUCAUUUAUCUGAACUGUAGUAAAGCAUCAUCCAUUGAUGCGAGAAAACAAAACAAAUAUCCACCUGCAGGACAAAUGAACAUUUGUAAAAAGAAACACCACUCAAUUCAAUAUAUUUCUCUUAUCUAAUCAAUACACACUGACAAACACAAGAAACAAAGCGCGACAUGGAAUUCCGAAAGGAUAAACCAAACAUUAGAACCCAUAGCAAAAAAUAAAUUACCCUCUGAAUGCAGAAGCAGCAAAACAGCACAGAAAUAUCGGAACGAGUGCAGAAACCGUAUGAAAGUGUAUCUGUAAAAUCUAGUAUUUUAAUGUAUUAAAAUAGGAAAAUUAAAAUAUUCUCUAAAGAAAAAGGUAAAAGUUAAUAUAAAUAAUUACGUUUUUGAAGAAAAAAACUGAAGGCAAGACAAAAACCAAGUAAAUUAUUUUAAUCAUGAAUCUCUUUUUAAAAAAUCCAUAAAAUCACGACAAAAAGAGACGAUCCGCGAGUAAAUCAGAAUAAUAAUCUAGAAACAAAAAGAAUAUAAAAAUUAUGUACAUUGACAAAACUCUAACUCAGCCCUAUAAAUAGAAGCAAAACGAAUCGUGAAAAAGUCAACCAGAGUAAACAUUGACCCCAAAUCCUGAGACAACGAGCCAAGAAGACUGGCAACUGUGUUUUUAGCCGAUACAAAUGUGAAUCGUUAUUGGUCACCUCUCGGCUCUCGAAGGUGGAUGCUCAACAAAAAUGUAACUAUGUAUCUACGGCAUUUCACGCAUUUUUCUCUGGUACCGUUGUCUGUCUUCUUGGCAUGCUGUCUUUGUUAAAUCUGUCAAAGAAGGAAAGCCAUCCGGAAGAUAAGCACCGCAGAAAGGUGGUUUCGACCGGUCGCGAUAGACUCAGAGUAAAAAAAAAACGGCAGAAAACAAUGGGAGAAGUAAAAAAAACAUCGUCAGUAUUUGUUAUAUAAACAAUCAUUAAGAAGAAAAAGAGUGAUCAUUAAGGAAAAAUCAUUAUUUUUACGUGUAUAUCUUAUUAUUAUUAUUGUAAUUUAAAGAAAAAGGAAAUAACAGAAAAAAAGUGUUAGUAAAUCAUAAUUUUACGCGAAAAAAUGAACAUCCAAUCUUC